Sinocyclocheilus grahami is the source of this 631-nucleotide messenger RNA. Its product is annotated as NXPE family member 1-like. NCBI's taxonomy places the organism in Eukaryota, Metazoa, Chordata, Actinopteri, Cypriniformes, Cyprinidae. The record is from RefSeq and is a predicted model, not a curated record. The transcript has 4 exons. The annotation marks the transcript as partial.
GAGCAAGAAUAUCUUAUUCACUGAUCUACAUUCAUCUAAUGUAGAAAUCAAACAAAGCCAAGCUAAAGAGCAUCUGUGUUCAUUCAACUGCAUGUCAUAUACUUUGUGGGAACGCCUCAUUUUCAGAGCCGUACACCCAUUUUCAUCAUAUUUGGCAAUGGUCAUGCCAUCCAUGGAGAAAUCAAAUGCACCAGUCUGCAGGUUAAGACGAUAUGCAUUACUACUGGCUUUUUUUCUUUGGACAUCAUUCUGUUUGGUUCUGUGGGCAUGGAAUGGUGGGAUUCAUAUAAAACAAUUUCAGCCCCCCAGACCUGUACUAGUUCCUCGAAAUAACAAUUCUUCCAUAAUAUCAGCGGUUGACAUGGGAAUCAGCGAUGAGGAGUGGGAAAGACUACAGAAGGCUCUGGACUGGCCUAUUCCAGAUCAAGAAAUCACUCAUCUGAUUCAGAGCACAAGUCCAGUCCACUCAACUUUCUCUAUUGUGGGACUCAAAGAGAGUUACAAAGUGGGAGAAAAUAUCUCUGUUAUUAUCACAGCCAGAGACCACAACAAGAACCUGAAAAGAUAUGGAGGAGACUUUUUCAAAGCAAAACUUUUCAGUACAGAACUAAAGGCGAGUGUGUACGGGGAG